Entrophospora sp. SA101 is the source of this 1386-nucleotide messenger RNA. Lineage: Eukaryota; Fungi; Glomeromycota; Glomeromycetes; Entrophosporales; Entrophosporaceae. The record is from the annotation of a GenBank genome assembly.
AUGGGUAAAAAAACCAAUAAAAAAAAUCAACAAUUAAAUUCCACUGACAAUAUAAUUCAUAAAUCACCACCAACCCCACCUUCUUCUCAAGCAUCACAAACAACAUUGGUUAAUGGACAUUCCACUGCUUCAGAUAAUAGUAAAAAGCAACAUGAUAAAGAAAUUGAGCCUUCCGCUUUUAAAAGUAAUAACAAUGGAAAAAAAUCAUCAAAAUCAAAUUUUCUUGUCAACUUUUUCUCAUGGAAAAAAAUAUUACUAAUAUAUAUCUUUGGUGUAAUAUUUGGUUGUUACGAGAAAAAACGUGAAGAAUGCUCCGAGAUGGGAGAAUUGUUUUGUUUCAACGGUUUAUCUCAAUACAUCUUAAAAAACGACUGGUUUAAACAUUACGUUGAACCCGGUAUCAUUAGAUUAAAUGCUGAUGCAGUAACGUAUACUAAUAAAGCUCAUGAACUAAUUUAUCCACAUUAUGAACUACAUGCAAAACCUCAUGUUGACACCUAUAUAGAAAAAUCUCGACCAUACUUGGAACAUACUAAAGUUUGGACUACAGAAAAUGUUUAUUCACCAACCAAGGAUACUCUUCAAAAAUCAUUCGUAAAAGUCGGAUCACUUUAUAAUCAACAUGCAAAAGAACAUGUCAACAAAUAUUAUUAUAAAACACAAGAACUGUUAACCAUCUAUAUAAGCAAAGUUCAAAACUAUGUAUUGAAGGCUUAUGAAUCGUCAAUAAGUUUCAACAAUAAAAAAGUCCAACCUUUUUAUCGAUCGGAAGUCAAACCACGUUUGAUUGCAUCAAAAGUUAAAGUCGUUGACUUUUAUAAUCAUAAAAUGGUCCCAUUCGCUAAUCAACGUGUUGAAGAUUCCAAAUAUUUAAUUAAUAAGGUAAUAAUACCUGCUUAUCAUGAUCAUGCCGAACCUCAUAUAUUACAAGUAAUCAAAGUUGUCAAAGAGUUUAUUGAAAAAAUGAAACAACAACUUGCUGAAUUGACUAAUCCAGACGAUAAAAAAGUUGCUGAAAAAGCUGCCGCCAAAGAAGCUGAAAGAAAAAGUAAAGAAGCAGCAAAACUAGCUGAAAAAAAACGUAAAGAAGCAGCAGAACUAGCUGAAAAGAAACGUAAAGAAGCAGAACAAGCCGAAAAGAAACGUAAAGAAGCAGAACAAGCCGAAAAGAAACGUAAAGAAACAGCAGAACAAGCUGAAGCAGCGGCAAUCAUUGCAACUAAAAAAUCUAUUCACGAAACAACCAAAAAUCUAGGAUGCUCUGUUGCCACAAUUAAAAAAACAGGAACUGGUGGUUGUUCAUUGUUAAAACAAAACCCAACCAAGGCUUUUUUGAAGUUUAGAGGUUUCAAGGCCACUGAUAAAAAGGAACAGGAUAAUUUGUGA